Messenger RNA from Theobroma cacao (cacao), 3130 nucleotides. Its product is annotated as pentatricopeptide repeat-containing protein At5g48910. Lineage: Eukaryota; Viridiplantae; Streptophyta; Magnoliopsida; Malvales; Malvaceae. Gene Ontology annotation, molecular function: protein binding; RNA binding; zinc ion binding. The record is from RefSeq and is a predicted model, not a curated record. Gene Ontology annotation, biological process: RNA modification.
UGUCUUUGUAUUACAAUAAGUUAAACAUUAGAAUAAAAUUCUGCAACAAUUGAAUCUAUCUAAACAGCUUGUGCUUUCCCUCAAGUUUGCCCCGGCUAGAUGACAGGCCAUUGGUGACACCAAUUUUGGAUAGCAGAUAAUGAAAAUCGAGCUUCAGACAAUGGUUUUAGGGAGAGCAUCUGCCAGUUGAUAGGUUGUAGGAACAUGAUGAAGAAGUAGCAGCCCUUGGUUCACUAUCUCUGGAACAAAAACAGUAAUCUAAUGCAAGUUGCUUCAUUCUUGCAUGACAGACAGGAUUCUUGUAGGUGUAAGAGGCACUGAUAUUGUCACUGCUGGCAGAGCAGAAAUUGCAACCUUAAAGUUCCUUUAGCCAAGUAAUUUCUGAAACAGUGACAACAAUUGCGUUAUAUUUUGUCUCAAUAGAAGAUCAAAGCUACUGUUUCUUGCUUCUUUAUUAGCUGUGGCACAACCAUCAUGCAGACUUAGUGACAUGGAGGUAGACAGAGGUGCAGUAGAAUCCUUAGCUCCAAACAGAUUUGCUUUACUUCAAAUAUCAUAAAAUAAAUAUAUUUAUGUUGAAACAAGAACAAGCUCUUAGAUGUUGGAAUGACUUCCAAUUCCUUGAAACUAGUUCAAUGAACUAAGAUCCUUAAUGGAGAAUUGUGAAGACAGAGCUUGAAUAAAUCCAGAUAGUAUAAGAUGAUUGGCUGGUUCUCUAACCUCCAUGUUAAAAACUCUCUUUACAUGAAAAAUGUAAAGAACAAAUAUUUUUACUGUAAAGCUAUCUAACUAAUUGAUUGUUGGGUAGAUUUUUUGGGGAUUUCUUGAUUUUGAUUUUCUUGGUAAAAUUUUUAGGGCCCCUCAUCCGUCCUUGAAACAAAAUGAAAACCUUUUAGAAACCCCACUAUCUUGGAAGAAAACCCACAAAAGAAAUCUCAUCCACAGCUCCAACAAACCCCCCUUCUGAAACCGCUUAGAUGAACCCAACCACAAUCUACAACUCCAACGCCGCCGCCGCCGCCGCCGCAUCAACUCACCCAUCAUCACUCUUCCCACAAAUCCAAAGAUGCAAAACCAUGAGAGACCUCCACCAAGUCCACGCCGUCGUCCUCAAAACAGGCCAAAUCCACGAUCCUUUAGCCGCAGCCGAAAUCCUCAAAUUCUGCUCCCUUGGCACCCACCGCGACAUCGAUUACGCCCGCAAGGUUUUCCGCCAGAUGGGGGAACCUAACUGCUUUUCUUGGAACACAAUUAUCAGAGCUCUAACAGAAUCUGAUGAAAGCAAUGAAACAAAUGAGCCGUUGGAAGCAUUGUUUUUAUUUACUGAAAUGGUCGCUGACGGCAAUGUUUUACCUAAUCGAUUUACUUUUCCUUCGGUCUUAAAGGCCUGUGCUAGAACUGGGAAGCUUCCAGAAGGGGAACAGGUUCAUGGGCUAGUCGUGAAAUUUGGGUUUGAAAAAGAUGAGUUUGUUGCUAGCAAUCUUGUCAGAGUGUAUGUUAUGUGUGGAGCCAUGGAAGAAGCUCACAUUUUGCUUAACAAAAUGAUGGUUGAAUUUGAAAAUGGUGGCAAAUUAGUUAGGGAUAAGAGGAGAAUCGAGGGAAAUAUUGUUUUAUGGAACGUGAUGAUUGAUGGUUAUGUAAGAAUUGGGGAUUUAAGGACUGCUAGGGAAUUGUUUGAUAAAAUGUCUCUAAGAAGUGUAAUUUCAUGGAAUGUGAUGAUCUCUGGAUACGCCCAAAAUGGGUAUUUUAAGGAAGCAAUUGAAAUGUUUCGUUUGAUGCAAAUUGGAGAAGUGAGGCCUAAUUAUGUGACUUUGGUGAGUGUUCUUCCUGCCAUUUCAAGACUCGGGGCACUUGAGUUAGGGAAAUGGGUGCAUUUGUAUGCUGAAAAGAAUGAGAUUGAGAUUGAUGAUGUUCUUGGUUCUGCUUUGAUCGAUAUGUAUUGUAAGUGUGGGAGUAUUGAUAAGGCGGUUCAGGUCUUUGAGAGGAUAAGUAAACCAAAUACAAUUACUUGGAGCGCGAUGAUUGGGGGGCUUGCAAUGCAUGGUAGAGCAGAGGGUGCUCUUGAUUAUUUUUCAAGGAUGGAACUCGAAGGCGUAACUCCUAGUGAUGUUGUGUAUAUUGGUGUCUUGAGUGCUUGUAGCCAUGCAGGGUUUGUGGAAGAGGGGCGUUUAUUUUUCAAUCACAUGGUUAAUGUGGUCGGCUUUGAACCCAGGCUUGAACAUUAUGGGUGUAUGGUUGAUCUAUUAGGCCGUGCUGGGCUAUUGAAAGAGGCUGAAGAGUUUAUAUUGAACAUGCCAAUAGAACCAGAUGAUGUGAUGUGGAAGGCGUUGUUAGGUGCUUGUAAGAUGCAUGGAAACAUUGAGAUGGGUGACCGCGUGGCCGGGAUUUUGAUGAAUAUGGCUCCUCGAGACAGUGGAGCUUAUGUGGCAUUGUCAAACAUAUAUGCUUCUUCCAGAGAUUGGGAGUCAGUUGCAAGGGUGAGGUUAAAAAUGAAGGAGAUGGAUGUAAGGAAAGACCCUGGAUGCAGUUUUAUUGAGCUUGAUGGAGUUGUUCAUGAGUUUCUUGUGGAAGAUGAUUCCCAUCCCAGAGCCAAAGAGAUUCAUUCAAUGUUGGAGGAAAUCGCUGAGCAAAUGAGGUUGGUAGGGUAUAAGCCAGAUACCAGGCCAGUUUUGCUUAACAUUGAUGAGGAAGAAAAAGAGAGCACAUUAUACUAUCAUAGUGAAAGGAUUGCAAUUGCAUUUGGCUUGAUCAGUACGAGUCCUGGAACCACACUUCGGAUAGUCAAGAACCUCCGUGUAUGUGAAGAUUGCCACUCUUCAAUCAAACUAAUUUCAAAGAUUUAUAAACGUAAAAUAAUUGUUAGGGAUCAGAAGCGCUUUCACCAUUUCGAGAAUGGUUCGUGUUCUUGCAUGGACUACUGGUAACAUCUAACCCCCCCAUUUUUGCAAUUUACUUGGUAAAGCAUACCAAUUACUUCUUAGUAUUAGGUAUUUUUUGGCAUCAAUUAAUUGCCUUUUGAAUCUAUGAUGGAACAAAAUUUUUGAACAAGUAUGAAUAAGAUAGUAAAUCCAAUGACCGCAAAAUUAUUGAAGAACAUCUGAGAAGUUACAUGAAUAUGAGGACUAUUGAA